Molecule: messenger RNA, 463 nt
Organism: Dacryopinax primogenitus
Lineage: Eukaryota; Fungi; Basidiomycota; Dacrymycetes; Dacrymycetales; Dacrymycetaceae
Exons: 2
Coding region: 86-382 (98 amino acids)
Source: RefSeq, a predicted model, not a curated record
UGCUCAUAGCCGCCAUGAACCCCCACACCUCAGAGAGUCCUUCCUCCGCGUAUGCGCUCGCUCAGCAUAUUCGGCGUCAUCGGCCAUGUCCUCAACGACCGGCCACACAUCCUCUUCAGGUGGCACAAUCUCCUCCCCCGCCAUGUCCCACGAUCACCCCGUUACCCCAAUCUCAUCCUACGAUUCCACCACCCCGUUGACCACGACGUGGGCAAGCUAUACCGUCGUGGGAAGCGACUGCACGGACAACGACCUGCUCAGUUCCAAUGGUGUCAUGACAGGGCCACACCUUGGCUUGCACUCCGUUACCGACUCAAGUCAGGGGCAGUUGUACCGGGGUUUCCCCGUCGUCUCUUAUCGUGUAGAAGCUCAUCAGUACUAGCUGCUGAUUCUCGCCAGAGAUGUAAAUUCUACAAGCUACUCGUUCCAUCCACAAAGUCUGACCCGAGCCAAGGCAAUCUUG